AUGCCCCGCCUGAGCACAGCAGGAGCAGUGGUGGCUUGGCUGCUGGGCUAUAAGCCAGUCUUGUUUGGGUUCCUGUUCCUUCUGCUAUUGCUUAGCAACUGGCUGGUCAAGUAUGAACUCAAGCCCACCCCCUCAGAGUCUCAGAAGGAGGAGGCGGAGAAACCAAAGACCCCCGAAGCCAACCCCGACAAAGUCAUGUGCAGGAGAGAAGUGGAGAGGAUGCACGCCUGCUUUGCGCUCCAGGACAAGCUCCUCGAGCGGCUUCUGUUCAGUGAGAUGAAGCUGAAGGUCCUCGAAAAUCAGAUGUUCAUCAUAUGGAAUAAAAUGAACCAUCGCAGGCAUUCAAGCCGACACCGCAACUUUCCCAGGAGGAAACGCAGAACGAGGAGGCAGGAGUCGACUGGCUCUUUCGUCUCCGGCUGUACUUCCAAUUCUCUCACCUACGGAAACUGACGUGGGCGGGCCUCUGCAGAUGCUACCUUGACUCAGUAAAACCCAGUCGGAGGCUGUUGGAUGUUCUUGGUAUGUCCCACUAGGGAGGUGGCUGGGAACCAGGAGGAGAGGCUGAAAGUCAACUUUGGAAAAGAGAUCUAUUCACAGCAGCUCAGCUGGGUAGCACCCACUGACAGCCCAACAGGGCUCCAAAGCCCACCCCUUCUUGUCUUUAAGUUGGACCACCUUACUCAGGCCCAGAGCCUCUGUCCCCACUGCUGCCCCAGGCUUCAGGUUCCUCUCUCAGCAUGCACUCAAAGGCCAGAGCAAGCCUUGCCAUGCACAGCUCUGACCACUUUCAUUGUUCUUGAGCCUACGUCGCGCUGUCAUGGUAGACAGAAUGAAACCCACCUUCUUUCCCUGGCGUUUAGGCCCUCCAGGACCUGACCCUUUUCCAGCCUUUCUCCCUGUCCAUUACUCCCCUCCAAUGCUUUCAGCUCCAUGCUAGAGCACCCCAAACACCAGCUGUUCGUCUACCACCUUUGUGAGUUUAGCCAUAGCCGUGAACCACCUAUACGUAUACCUCGAUA
Tupaia belangeri chinensis (Chinese tree shrew) is the source of this 1022-nucleotide messenger RNA. RefSeq names its product testis expressed 46 (gene TEX46). Bases 1 to 453 code for a protein of 150 amino acids. NCBI's taxonomy places the organism in Eukaryota, Metazoa, Chordata, Mammalia, Scandentia, Tupaiidae. The record is from RefSeq and is a predicted model, not a curated record. The transcript is spliced from 3 exons.